Messenger RNA from Antechinus flavipes (yellow-footed antechinus), 1611 nucleotides. It is a transcript of the gene EIF2B1, whose product is annotated as eukaryotic translation initiation factor 2B subunit alpha. Lineage: Eukaryota; Metazoa; Chordata; Mammalia; Dasyuromorphia; Dasyuridae. Gene Ontology annotation, cellular component: eukaryotic translation initiation factor 2B complex. The transcript is spliced from 9 exons. Gene Ontology annotation, biological process: translational initiation. The record is from RefSeq and is a predicted model, not a curated record. Gene Ontology annotation, molecular function: guanyl-nucleotide exchange factor activity; translation initiation factor activity. The coding region runs from base 96 to 1013 and encodes 305 amino acids.
GCUGUCAGUCACUACGGGCGCUCGCCCGGGAGAGGUUGGUGGAGGCGCGGACGGCUCCCCGGCCGUGUCGCGCUUCUUGCUGUAGUCGAGGCGCCAUGAACGACACAGAGUUGAUCGAGUACUUUAAUUCCCAAAUGAAAGAAGAUCCUGAUGUGGCUUCUGCUGUGGCUGCCAUCCGCACCUUGCUUGAGUUCUUAAAGAGAGACAAAGGAGAGACAAUUCAGGGUUUGAGAGCAAACCUCAAAAAUGCCAUUAAAAUCCUGUGCAGCGUAGAUUCUUCUGUGGCCGUCUCCUCGGGUGGAGAGCUCUUCCUUCGAUUCAUCAGUCUUACAUCGCUGGAGUACUCUGAUUAUUUAAAAUGUAAAAAGAUCAUGAUUGAGCGAGGAGAGCUCUUUCUCAGGAGAAUCUCACUGUCCAGAAGUAAAAUUGCAGACCUAUGCCAUACUUUCAUCAAAGACGGAGCUCGGAUAUUAACUCAUGCCUACUCGCGAGUGGUGCUCAGAGUUCUGGAGAAAGCAGCCGCCGCCAAGAAACGCUUCAGCGUGUACAUCACCGAGUCCCAGCCUGACUUAUCUGGGAAAAAAAUGGCAAAAGCUCUCAGCAGUUUAAAUGUGCCAGUCACUGUGAUUUUAGAUGCUGCUGUUGGCUACAUCAUGGAGAAAGUGGAUCUCGUGAUAGUUGGCGCAGAAGGAGUUGUUGAAAAUGGCGGCAUUAUUAACAAGAUCGGUACCAACCAGGUAGCCGUGUGUGCCAAGGCACAGAACAAGCCCUUCUAUGUUGUAGCAGAAAGUUUCAAGUUUGUCCGACUGUUUCCUCUAAAUCAGCAAGAUGUGCCGGAUAAAUUUAAGUACAAAGCAGCCACACUAAAGUCUGUUGGAACUGGACAAGAUCUCAAAGAAGAACAUCCCUGGAUUGACUACACCCCGCCUUCCUUAAUCACAUUAUUAUUCACAGACCUUGGGGUGCUGACACCCUCAGCCGUCAGCGAUGAACUCAUCAAGCUUUACCUCUAGCUCCCAGUCCUCUUUGACCAUCAAGUUUACCAAAAGCACAGGAUGGUGACCCAAGAAAAGUGGAGUAAAUAAAACUUCCAAGCAUUACGGACUAUUUCAAUCCAACAAGCAUCAUGUGUGCUGAAUGCUUUUCUGUAUAAGACAUGUAGCGUGCAAAGUUAUCCCUUCCAUGUCACAACUUUCCCCAUCAAGGUCAGCAUAAAAAAGGGGGGAGGAGUUUUGCAGAAGCUACAAAUGUCAGCAGAUGACAUAAAAAUACAUAACCCAAAUUUUGCAAUAAGAUACUGUAAACACCCUAUAAAAGAAAAGAAGAAAAAAAAAAACUUCAGAAUUCUGGGGUACCGAGGAAGGGCCAAAAGUUCACUUUCCAGAUUGCUGGAAAAUGGGCCACCACACCCCAACCUCUUCAGUGUGGAAGGGAUAGCUGUAUGAUGAUGAUGAUGAUUCUGAAGACAUGAGAUCUUGUCUAAACUAAGGUCAUUAUUAUAAACUUCAUUUUUAAAAAUAUUUAAAUGAAGAAAUUCAGGGCUGAAUCUAUACUGUCUCCAUAUCCUGGAAAUACAUUUUUAAUAAAAGUUUAUAACUAUGCAUAGGCAAA